Solea solea (common sole) is the source of this 4029-nucleotide messenger RNA. RefSeq lists its product as uncharacterized. NCBI's taxonomy places the organism in Eukaryota, Metazoa, Chordata, Actinopteri, Pleuronectiformes, Soleidae. The transcript has 12 exons. Bases 1376 to 2767 code for a protein of 463 amino acids. The record is from RefSeq and is a predicted model, not a curated record.
CCUCUCUCAUGAAGUGUGCCAGCCGCUCCCCUCCCCCACCCCCUGCAUGAGGUGAACGAGCUGCGUCAGGUGCUGCAGACAGACAUCAGGGAGGAGGGGCCCAUGAGGAGGCCUUUAAGAUGAUAUGGUGGGCAAUGAAGUCGUAAUGGAGAGAUCUGUGAGGAGAAGACGGGUCCGUCCUCAACCGGAUGCUGAACAACAUAUUCAACUAAAAACUGACAAGGCUGGUCUCACAGAGCAUUUUAUCAACCCAUACAAAGGUCGAGGUGUGCUUGCUGUGGAGGUUUUCAACAGAGGAGAUUUUGUGCUUGAAUACCGUGGUAAACUUUUCAAACAGGAUGGUCUUCUUACGAAGAACUACACUGACACAGAAGCAGUAUUCCUGUUUGACUUCCAAUGGAAAGGGGGAUGUUGGUGUCUUGAUGCAUCUGUUGAAGACAAGUCACUGGGAAGGCUUGUGAAUGAUGACCACAUCAAGCCUAACUGCAAGAUAAAAGCUAUUGAUGUUGGUGGGAUGCCACAUCUCUGCCUGUUUGCCAUACGAGACAUCGCCCCAGGUGAAGAAAUAACUUACAAUUAUGGGGAUUCAGACUGGCCUUGGUGCAGACAGCAGAAAAUGCGACCCGAUGUCAGCGAAGAGCUGCCACCCGAUGUCAGCGAAGAGCUGCCACCCGAUGUCAGCGAAGAGAUGACACCCGAUGUCAGCGAAGAGCUGCCACCAGAUGUCAGCGAAGAGCUGCCACCUGAUGUCAGCUAAGAGCUGCCACCAGAUGACAGCGAAGAGCUGCCACCAGAUGUCAGCGAAGAGAUGAUGCCCGAUGUCAGCGAAGAGCUGCCGCCCGAUGUCAGCGAAGAGAUGACGCCCGAUGUCAGCGAAGAGAUGACGCCCGAUGUCAGCGAAGAGCUGCCACCCGAUGUCAGUGAAGAGAUGACGCCCGAUGUCAGCGAUCCUUUUAUCUUGCAGAAAAUGCCACCUGAUGUCAGCGAAGAGAUGACACCUGAUGUCAGCGAGGAGCUGACAACUGAUGUCAGGGACAGACCUGAGCAGAUAAUGCCACCUGAUUUUAGUGAAGAGAUGACACCUGAUGUCAGCGAAGAGCUGACACCAGAUUUUAGCGAAGAGCUGACACCUGAUGUCAGCGAAGAGCUGACACCUGAUUUCAGCUAAGAGCUGACGCCUGAUUUUAGCGACAAACCUCUGCUGUCAUCUACUCCUGUGAAUGCAUCUCAGGUGUGUGAUGAGAUCAACAUAAACGGCAGCAAUCCAGCGGCACAUACAUCUCAAAGGGCCAAAUAUAGACGGCACCAUGAAGAAUGCUUCAAUCAUCACAAAAUUGCAGAGGAGGAGCGAAAUGCGAAAGAAAGACGGCAUACAAUGAAUUUGUUAAAGCGUGCACAACUGGUUAAACAAUUGUCACAACUGGAUGCACUUCUUACUUCGCAAUCCCCAUUGCAUGAUGAUAUUCAGACAACAGCUCCUCUUACGUGUGCUACAUCGUCAGAUGGUGAAAAAUCUUGGAAUUGUCCAGUGGAUUACUCAAAAAGGACAUUUUCAAGACAAAGACAGGCCACUUCAUGUGUGGAAUCAUCCCUUGAUGAAUCCGAUGUGACGGACUAUAGUGAUCGUGACUAUGUCCCAGACACAGAAAGUUCCUCUGAGCUUGAUGAAGACACACCACUCCAGUUUCCAGUUGGGAAAAACCGACUGCUGGCUCUGCGAUAUCCUACUUUAUCUCUAUCAAAACAAGAUAUUGAUUCAGGAAGCACAGAAAAUAAAGGCACUGCAGUCAGCCCUAAGAAGAUGAACUUGAUCUCUCGGAGGAAGAGAAAGACCUCAUCCCUCAGUCCACUAAAGAGCAACUCAAACACUCCUGAGAAAAACAGAAUCCAACAAAUUUGUGGCUCAAUUAUAGUAUUGCCUACCUCAAAUUCUGAAACUCGUCGAGUGUACAACAAGAGGAAUUACUGUCUCUUUUGCCUCAAUCCGACAUCAAAAAUUUCACGACACCUAGAAGCUGUACAUGGGGAUGAAGCAGAGGUUGCCCGAGCAUUUCAGCAUCCAAAGAAUUCAAAAGAGAGACGCAAAAAGUUGGACAUUCUCAGAAGACGUGGAAACUUUGCCCACAAUGCCAAUGUUGUGAGGGAGGGAGCUGGAGAGCUCCAGGCCUGCUACCGACCACGAGAGUGUAGACGUGCCUCCGAAUUUAUUCAUUGUUUUCAUUGUCAAGGACUUUAUGCCAAGAAAACAUUGUGGAAGCACAUGAAAAUCUGCCCAGCGAACAAAGAAACUAGUGAAGAAUCCAGCAGUGGGAAGAGGCGAAUUCGAUCCAAAUGUGCCCUUAAAACUGCCGUUGUGCGUGAGAUUAGUGAGGGCUUAAAGAAUGUGAUUUCCUCCAUGGUCUAUGAUGAGGUCACUCGGCUGAUUCAAAAUGACAAAAUUCUCUUGCAGUUUGGACAACACCUGUUUGAUCUAAAUGGGUCAAGAAAGAACAGACAUGACUAUAUAAGGCAAAGACUUAGAGAACUUGGGCGACUAUUACUUGUGGCUAAGAAGAAAACGCCCAUCCGGAAGGCAGAGGAACUCAUCUAUCCUGCAAACUUCAAUCAUGUGAUAUCUGCAGUGAAAGCGUUGGCUGGGUACAAUGCAGAGAACAACACAUUCUGCACACCUUCCUUAGCCCUCAAAAUUGGUAACAGUCUGGGUAUAAUCUGUGAGCUUAUAGAGAGUGAUAAUUUGUCCACAGUUGACAGAGACCAACGCCUUUGACCAGGAAAUGUCAUUUGACUCACACAUUAAACUAAUUUCCAGAACAUCCUUCUUCCACCUGCGGAACAUUAAGAAAAUUAGAAACAUUCUGUCUUUACGGGAUGCUGAAAAACUAGUUCAUGCUUUUGUUACAUCUAGAUUAGAUUACUGUAACUCCUUAUUAUCAGGAUGUUCCAACAAGUCUGUUAGAACCCUUCAGUUAAUUCAAAAUGCUGCAGCACGAGUUCUGACAGGAACUAGAAAGAGAGACCAUAUAACUCCAGUGUUAGCUUCUCUACACUGGCUCCCUGUACAGUUUAGAAUUAAAUUUAAAAUCCUCCUCCUCACGUACAAAGCACUUAAUGGUCAGGCCCCUUCAUACCUGAAAAACUUAGUCUUACCUUAUCGCCCUAAUAGACCACUUAGGUCACAAAAUACAGGCUUACUUGUGGUUCCUAGAGUCUGCAAGAGCAGAAUGGGAGGCAGAGCCUUUAGUUACCAGGCUCCUCUCCUGUGGAACCAGCUCCCAAUGAUAGUUCGGGAGGCGGAGCCUCUCUCUGUAUUUAAAGUUAAACUUAAAACUUUCCUUUUUGAUAAAGCUUAUAGUUAGAGCUGGUUCAGGGAAACCUGGACCAGCUCUUAGUUAUGCUGCUAUAGAACUAGACUGCUGGGGGAUUUUCCUGUGGUGCACGCACAUUCACUCUCUCACACUCAGGAUAUGAUUUUGACUUUUUAUAUGUCAUUAACCUUAUCUCUUUCUCUCCCUAGUUUGUGUAUUUCCUUCCUUCCCUCUCUCUCUCUCUCUGUAUUCUCAUCAUGCAGGUUGCGGGACCAAGAUCCAGUUUUCGAGGCUACCCACAUUAUCACCAUUAUUAUUGUGCUAUAAUUAAAAAGUCGAUAUCAUUAACUGUAUUAACUUGUAACUUGAUACAGUUGUUGUGUAUCUGCUCCUGGUCUCUCUCUCUCUUCUGUCUCUACCUCAUCUCCCUCUUGUCCUUUCUCUCCCCCCUCCCCUUUCUGUCCUCCACCUCUCCUCUGUCCCCGAUUUUCCUUUCACCCCAACCGGUCGAGGCAGAUGACUGCACAUUUCUGAGCCUGGUUCUGCCAGAGAUUUCUUCCUGUUAAGAGGGAGUUUUUUCUCUCCACUGAUGCCUAGUGCUUGCUCAUUGUGUGAACUGUUGGGGUUCUCUGCUCUCUUUGAUGUUGUCUAUGUACAGUGCCCUGAGAUAAUGUAUGUUAUGAUUUGGCGCUAUACAAAUAAAAUUGAAUUGAAUUGAAUUGAA